UUCGUAUUGAACUCAAACUAACUCAAAAGAAGCAGAAGCUACUCUGCUUGUGUAGUGAAUUUUGAUAGUGAUUGUCGUUUCUCCUAAAAUUGAAGUAAUUUCACACAAGCACACUGUAAUUAACAAACCAACCAUGAAAAUCUAUCACGUUCCUUGUCUGCAAGACAAUAAUUCCUUCUUAAUCGUUGACGAGAGUACGAAAGAAGGUGCCGUGGUGGACCCUAUAGAGCCUGAGAAGGUUCUAGAAGUUGCCAAUUCGCAUGGGGUCAAUCUGAAGCUCGUUCUCACCACGCAUCAUCAUGGUGAGCAUGCUGGUGGAAAUGAAAAGAUAAAGGAAUUGGUGGCAGGAAUUAGAGUCUACGGUGGUUGGAUUGAUAACGUCAAGGGUUGCACUGAUAAGGUUGAAAAUGAAGAUAGGGUAUCCCUGGGAGCUGAUAUUAAUAUAUUGUCUCUUCACACACCAUGCCACACCAAAGGUCACAUAAGCUAUUAUGUCACCGGCAAAGAGGGGGAGCAACCGGCUGUUUUUACUGGAGAUACACUGUUUAUUGCUGGUUGUGGGAAAUUUUUUGAAGGAACAGCAGAAGAUAUGUAUGAGUCACUCUGUGUAACAUUAGCUUCGUUACCGAAGCAAACCCGAGUUUACUGUGGACACGAGUACGCAGUGAAGAACUUGCAAUUUGCUAUGACAAUUGAGCCAGAUAAUUUGAGGAUACAGCAGAAACUAACAUGGGCUAAGAAUCAGAACCAAGCUGGCCAACCCACAACUCCCUCCACCAUUCAGGAAGAAAUGGAAACCAACCCAUUUAUGAGGGUUCACCUACCUCAGAUUCAGGAGAAAGUAGGCUGCAAGUCUCCAAUUGAAGCUUUGAGAGAGUUAAGGAAGCUCAAAGACAAGUGGAUGAUGGGGUAGUGGUGUUAUUAUUGUCUAUAGUAAUAUGUGUUGGUGAAAACUGAAAAAGAGAUACGAGAUAGUUGUCGUGUUUGCACAAUGUAUGUUACGUUGGUUAGUCUAAUGCUAAGAUGUUCCAUUUCAUUCAUGUUA
Vigna angularis (adzuki bean) is the source of this 1045-nucleotide messenger RNA. Its product is annotated as hydroxyacylglutathione hydrolase cytoplasmic. The transcript is spliced from 7 exons. NCBI's taxonomy places the organism in Eukaryota, Viridiplantae, Streptophyta, Magnoliopsida, Fabales, Fabaceae. The coding region runs from base 134 to 913 and encodes 259 amino acids. Gene Ontology annotation, molecular function: hydroxyacylglutathione hydrolase activity. The record is from RefSeq and is a predicted model, not a curated record.